Coccomyxa subellipsoidea C-169 is the source of this 476-nucleotide messenger RNA. RefSeq lists its product as hypothetical. The record is from RefSeq and is a predicted model, not a curated record. Lineage: Eukaryota; Viridiplantae; Chlorophyta; Trebouxiophyceae; Coccomyxaceae. Bases 84 to 263 code for a protein of 59 amino acids. The transcript has a single exon.
AUUUGAUGUCACCCAAUAGCGAACAUGUUCGCUCUGCCUACUAGGCUAGUCUGAUAUACCGUGCUCAAACUUCUGGUCGGAUCAUGUCAUGGAUGCUGUGGACUGUGUUUUUGGUGCUUUGUGUCACUUCUCUAUUUAUGUUCGCAAAUGAUCAGGGCAUCAGGCCUCAUCGUCUUCUUAUAUGGUCAGUCGCAAUUGCUAUGCAGCUGAGACAGCCGCUUGCAAGAACAAGCACAGUCAAGAUGGAUGGACAGCAGUAUUGAUAGUUUGGCCUUACCAAGUCAAUUGUCGCAACUUAGACGAUUGAUGUGACAUCAUGUGCACAUGUGUUAGACUAGUCUUAAUUUAUUCAAAGCUUUAGGGUAAGCUUAUGCAAGCUUACCUAACUUAAUGUACAUGCUGUGCAUGUCUGGACACGAUGAUGUUGGAAUGGCACUCAUCAUCAUUGGUAAGGGUGUAAAUUGAUUUUCAAUGCU